AUGGUUCUUCAUAUGUCUGCUAUUGAGAAGUCAACAGUGAUGUGGCUUGUCCGCGUAGCGAUCUCAAAGAGAACUCCAGAAGAGCUCAGCGAUCUCAAAUGUGGCUUCAAGCGUUUCAACAAGUCCGCGGACCAGCCCCGUUUCCCCGCAUUGUCCUGCUCCAUGUCCCCAGAUUCUGCAGGUUUACAAGCAGUUCAGCGCAACUUGUGGUGUUUAAGAGCAGGUUUGAACGGCGACACACCACACCAGCGACGUUUCCGCGGUUUGACCUUACGGGUCGAUCUGGUUACUUCUGCUAAGUCCUCUAAAGAGUUGGAAAAACGAAAGAACCACGCAGCUUGCCAGGACUCAUGUCGAAGAGUUUUCCACCGUGAAUGCAAGACUCCCGAAGCGGAAGCGCCGUCGGCCCAUCGCGGCCCAAGAUUUGCCAAAACCCCUCACUCAAUCAAAUCUAGAACGCCUACGAAGUCUCAACGCCAGCGCUUUGCGGGCGCUUCGACUGUAAGGGAGCUGAAGGCAUCUCACUUGCAUUUUCGGUCGCUAUUGCUUGAAGCGUAUUCGUACAAGCAGAUUGCCUAUAUUGGUACUUGUCCCGCUGCUGGGUUCAACAAGUCUGCCGUCGUCUGA
Messenger RNA from Colletotrichum navitas, 627 nucleotides. RefSeq lists its product as uncharacterized. The record is from RefSeq and is a predicted model, not a curated record. The coding region runs from base 1 to 627 and encodes 208 amino acids. The transcript is spliced from 4 exons. Lineage: Eukaryota; Fungi; Ascomycota; Sordariomycetes; Glomerellales; Glomerellaceae.